Echinostoma caproni is the source of this 393-nucleotide messenger RNA. NCBI's taxonomy places the organism in Eukaryota, Metazoa, Platyhelminthes, Trematoda, Plagiorchiida, Echinostomatidae. The record is from the annotation of a GenBank genome assembly.
AUGGGCGAUACUAUUUACUACCAGAGCAGUCAUAAAAAUAUGCAUUGGAUCAAGAAACUUUUACUUCAAGGUCGAUAUCGACGUCAAAAUUUCACUAAACAGUCUGAUAUUACUUUGCGUCUUACUCAACUAUUACAAAAGUGGAGUGCCCAAUUUUCUUUUUUGGGCCAAGAGGGAGUUUACGGACCGUUCGCACGGAUCCAUUUUGGUGCACACGUAUCACGGGCCACAUACCAAGUCGAAUGUGGCUCAUUAAUCGAUGUCAUAAGUAGUUCUCAUAUGCGUGUUUCGCUUGAUUUUUCAGAUGUCGGAGCAGACCAGAAAAGAACCCGACAAACAUACACACGCUAUCAGACAUUGGAACUGGAGAAAGAAUUCCAUUUCAAUAAGUAA